Penicillium cataractarum is the source of this 2091-nucleotide messenger RNA. RefSeq names its product putative C2H2 finger domain protein (gene znfA). Bases 1 to 2091 code for a protein of 696 amino acids. The transcript is spliced from 3 exons. The record is from RefSeq and is a predicted model, not a curated record. NCBI's taxonomy places the organism in Eukaryota, Fungi, Ascomycota, Eurotiomycetes, Eurotiales, Aspergillaceae.
AUGGACCCACGAAUGUCGUCGCCGAGCUUCUAUGAUUUCAAGGCCCAUCACGACCGCCACUCCGAACGCGUUCAUAUCAUGACCAACUCGUCAUUCUCAUCACACGGCCCAUUACCUAUACCUUCUCGGCCCGCCAUGCACACUGCUCCGCCACCUUUACCACCACCGCCGCGCAUUCACGAUCUCGAAAAUGGCUACGAUGCCGGUUGGUUGUAUGCGAAUUCGAGCCGCUCAACGACAAGUCUUCCCCCGAUUAACCCGAAUUCGAGUCUGUUCGGUGGCCAUCGACGACCUGAUUCUGCGCCGCGGAGUGAUCGUAUGGCAGUGGAUGAGUUAGAAGGGCGACAGAGUGGAUUGCCGCUUUCGCGCAGUCCAGAAGCACAGAUUAAAAUUGAGCCGCCGCCUCCUACGGAUGAGGGUUUCCCAAAUUCCAUGUCCGUUAGCGCGACGGGUCCUAUUUUGAAAGGCGAGCAGAACUUUUCGCUGCGCAGCGUCAAAGACUCGUCAAAUGCAUACGAUCAACAUGUGCUUUCAAAGAUUGGGAAUUCACUUUCCCCACGUAACUCGAUUAGCCAAGGAUCCGAUCACCGUGGCUCUAUUUCGGCACUGACUGUUCCAUCAAUUCCGUCGCGCGCAUCUAGCAAUCUACCAUCCCCGGGACCAUCAGAGGCAGGCUCGACUUUGGACGUGAAAUGGUAUAGCAGCCCUCAAUCGGGUGGUGUGUCACCCAGGACCAAAGUUGGAUGGAGGGAGUACAUUGAAGGACGCAGCCCUAGCGUGGAAAGUAAUGCGCCUUCUUCGGCACUAGAUUACGACUACAUGCGGGAUACCGGUCGACGACGACAUCGUGGAACGACGCCUUCCAGAGAGGACAGUAUCAGUUUACCCAGCCGCUCCAAUCGUGGAAGUUACGACCAAGGUGUUUUCUCCGACAUUGAUGGCGAAUUUUCUACCGAUGAUUUGGCACCACCACGACAGUUUAUUCUCCGGGAACCCACGCCGCCAUACCCCGAGCGUUCAAGGCAGGGCAUGAAGCGACGAGCAUCUUCACCGCCACGGGAGCCGAUGGGCGAUGAUAGGCAUAUCUUGCAUUCGGCGACGAGCAAUGGUGAUCUUUCACAACGGCGGACGAGUGGACAACCUUUCACGAACACGCUUUCGGUCAACCCCAGCUAUGCUCCGAGCCACAGGACUCUUUCAGCGGCAUCAUCGCUCAGCAUUCGAACCUCCGGGUCGUACUCGUCAGCUCUUUCGAUUGGGGGUAGCAGCAUGACCAGUCUUUCGCCGUACGACCGGCCAUCUCCGGGAGGUCUCUCGCCCAGCUCCGAUUUGGAUACGUUCCACGAAAAGUCGAUUCUGAACCCGAGCUCCCCUGCUUCGCUGAUGCAGUCACUUCCGAGGCCCGUGGGCGGUUCGAGUACUCUGGAACCACCCGCUACCGAUGCCACGGGAAAAGUGUCCAUGCCAAGCAUUCUGAGUGUGCCCAAGCCCUCCGCCACCUCAAAGAUGGGCGGACUGUAUAUCUGUGAUUGUUGUCCGAAGAAACCGAAGAAGUUUGACAAUCAAGAUGAUCUCCGCUCUCACGAGAUGGAAAAGCAAUACUCCUGCCAAUACUGCAACAAUCGCUUCAAGAACAAGAACGAAGCAGAGCGCCACCAAAAUUCCCUCCAUCUCCGCCGCCACUCCUGGUCCUGCGCUGCUCUCCCAAGCUUCCAAGCCGCCUUCCACGGCUCGGCCUCUCCAUCCUGCCAAACCAAUGCCGGCCCCUCGCACGACUCAUGCGGGUACUGUGGCGAAGAAUUCCCCAAUUUCCCGCGCCCCGACUGGGAUCGCCGAUUCGAGCACCUAACGACUGUGCACAAAUUCGGCGAGUGCAAUAAUGCGAAGAAGUUCUUCCGCGCAGACCAUUUCCGCCAGCAUCUGAAGCAUAGCCAUGCAGGCAGUAGUGGCAAGUGGACUAAUAUUCUUGAGAAUGCGUGCAUGAAGGAGGAGCAGCCGCCUGAGCCAAGGGAUAAGUCCGGGAGCGUGUCUGGGCCGCAAGGCGGAUCGCUGACUUCGAACACUAUUGAUGAGGUUCUUAGUGAGCAGUGA